Molecule: messenger RNA, 295 nt
Organism: Plectropomus leopardus (leopard coralgrouper)
Lineage: Eukaryota; Metazoa; Chordata; Actinopteri; Perciformes; Serranidae
Source: RefSeq, a predicted model, not a curated record
CCUGGCUAUGGUGAUGCUUGGGACUGCAGGCAACACAGCCAAACAGAUUUCAGAGGUCCUCUGCUUCACCGAUGCAGAGCAACCAAAGCUGGAGGAAGCACAGCUGUCACAAAUGCAGACACAGAUGCAGACAUGUCAGCAGAUGACAGUGCAGCAACAGAUACCCAAAGAUGGUGAAGAUGAUGUCAACAGCGGCUAUAAAAAACUGCUAACUGCAAUCAACAAAGAAAAUAAGAGCUAUGAUCUCAGCACUGCCAACAGGCUGUAUGGGGAGCAGACGUUCGAGUUUAAAGAG